Messenger RNA from Papaver somniferum (opium poppy), 2112 nucleotides. RefSeq lists its product as uncharacterized. The record is from RefSeq and is a predicted model, not a curated record. Gene Ontology annotation, molecular function: nucleic acid binding. Lineage: Eukaryota; Viridiplantae; Streptophyta; Magnoliopsida; Ranunculales; Papaveraceae. The transcript is spliced from 5 exons. Gene Ontology annotation, biological process: DNA integration. The coding region runs from base 1 to 2112 and encodes 703 amino acids.
AUGGCGUAUGAAACUUUUGUGCAACCUGCAAUUCCUCGUUUUUAUGGUCAUUAUGACCAUUGGAGCAUGUUGAUGGAGAAUUUUAUAAGAUCCAAGGAGUAUUGGCAUCUUAUAGAGGAUGGGGUUAAUGAACCAGUUAAUAGGGUUGCGUUAUUAGCUUUGACUCCUGAAAACAAGUCGAAGUUGGAUAAAGAAAGGUUAGCGGAUCUGAAAUUGAAGAACUAUUUGUUCCAAGCAAUUUAUAGGUCAAUCUUGGAAACUAUUCUUGACAAGAGUUCUUCAAAGUCAAUCUGGGAUUCGAUGAAGAAAAAAUAUCAAGGAACAGGGAAGGUUAAAAGAGCUCACUUACAAGCAUUAAGGUCAGACUGGGAAGUUCUGAGAAUGAAGGUAGGUGAAUCUGUUUCUGAUUACUUGGCUAGGGCAAUGUCAAUCGCAAACAAGAUGCGAAGCCAUGGUGAAAAGAUGGAUGACGUUGUUAUCAUCGAGAAGGUUUUGAGGUCCAUGACGUCGAAGUUUGAUUAUGUUGUUUGUUCGAUUGAAGAGUCACAUGAUGUUGAUACUCUUUCAAUUGAUCAACUAACAAGUUCGUUGAUGAUUCACAAGAAAAGAGUCAAUCAACAUGAAACUGUUGAACAAGCAUUGCAGCUGCAGCACUCCAAUAAUGGCAAUUCUUCAAAGAAGAAGGACAAAGAGAAAGAUGAUGAGACAGAAAUAAGUUUGUUAAUGGCAUGUCAUCACCAAGAAGAGAUUGAUCAUCGAAACGAUAUGUGGUACUUGGAUACAGGUUCAAGGAAUAGGAGAUAUCAAAUUUCAAGCCAAAAACAACACUCAACAAGUCAUCUCAAAUGCAAUCUACUAAAUGUCGGCCAACUCUUAGAAAAGGGAUAUGAACUGACUUUUAAGAAUGGAGUUUGCCGAAUUGAAGACCCGAAGAGAGGCUUAGUUACCCAGUAUAGUGAACGAUCCAUCGUGGUUAUGGCAUCUUCGCUAUGGACAUCUGAAUUUCAAGGAGACUCGUUUCUUAAGGAAAGUAAAUGGCGAGCUAAGAAGGUGUUGGAGUUGGUUCAUACCGAUAUAUGUGGGUUGGUCACACCAUUGUCAAACGAUAACAAGCGGUAUUUUAUUACCUUUACUGAUGAUUUUAGUCGCAAAACUUGGGUUUACUUUUUGAAUGCAAAAUCAGAAGCUUUUUCUGUAUUCAAAGAGCUUAAGGUUCUUGUUGAGAAAGAUGCAGGGUGUCUCAUUAAGACCUUAAGGUCAGAUCGUGGUGGUGAAUAUAAGUCUAAUGAAUUUGCUGAUUUUUGUAAGAAAGAUGGCAUCAAACGGAAAUUUACAGCAGCUUUUACCCCACAGCAGAAUGGUGUAGCGGAGCGUAAAAAUCGUACAAUUUUGAAUAUGGUGCGUAGCGUACUGUACACAUCUGGAGUUCCCAAGAAUUUUUGGCCUGAAGUUGUACAGUGGAGUGUUUAUGUGCUGAAUAGAAGUCCUACACAAUCAGUUAUAAACAUGACUCCAAUCGAGGCGUGGAGCGGUGAAAAACCUUGUGUAUCACACUUGCGGGUAUUUGGUUGUAUCGCUUAUGCCCAUGUGCCGGAUGAGAAGCGGAAAAAGCUUGAUGAUAAAGGGGUAAAAUGUGUUUUUCUUGGUUAUAGUGAUGUUUCAAAAGCUUACAAGUUGUUUGAUCCUAUAACAGAAAAAAUUAUGACCAGUCGAGAUGUUGUGUUUGACGAAACUCGCUUCUGGAAUUGGAAGACUAAUGAUGUUGGUGAGUUCAUUCCAGUUGAAGAUGAUUUUGUAGGCAGUACAAGUCCAGAAAUCCAUACUCCUGUUAUUUCACCUCCAAGCUCACCAGAACCGCAGCACAUCGCAACACCAAAUGCUCCUACAGAACAAGGUUCUCCAUCAAGCUUACCUACUUCACCUGAGUCAGAAACUUCUCAACCAUCUGUUGCAGCGUCAAGACCUCGUCGCACAAUUAAUAGACCUUCUUGGAUGGAAGAUUAUCAACUACAAGUUUCAGGUGAUGAUUCUUCUCAAAUUCACCUUGCUUUAUUUGCUGGCAGUGAUCUUGUGAGCUUAAAGAUGCUGUUCAAGAUCCAAAAUGGCUUGUAG